Messenger RNA from Alnus glutinosa, 677 nucleotides. RefSeq lists its product as uncharacterized. NCBI's taxonomy places the organism in Eukaryota, Viridiplantae, Streptophyta, Magnoliopsida, Fagales, Betulaceae. Gene Ontology annotation, molecular function: acyltransferase activity, transferring groups other than amino-acyl groups. The coding region runs from base 56 to 529 and encodes 157 amino acids. The record is from RefSeq and is a predicted model, not a curated record. The transcript has 2 exons.
UCUAGCAUACGCUUGAAACACAGCAAACCAAAAAAAGGAAGGCCCAAACUCAUCCAUGUCGAGCGGGGUCAUAGUGGAGCUCCAUAGAAGCGCCACCAACUGGGGCAAGGUAGUGGAUGACAUAGUGAAACUAGAGAGAAAGAUAUUCCCCAAACACGAAUCGCUUGCUAGGUCCUUUGAUGAAGAGCUGAGGAAGAAGAAUUCUGGGUUGCUUUACAUGGACGUGGAUGGAGAAGUUGUAGGCUAUGUCAUGUAUUCUUGGCCUUCUUCCUUGUGCGCUUCUGUCACCAAGCUUGCAGUGAAGGAGAACUGUAGGAGGCAAGGGCAUGGAGAGGCACUGUUGAAAGUAGCAAUUCAAAAAUGCAGAACCAGAAAUGUGCACCGUAUAUCGCUUCAUGUUGAUCCCUUGAGGACUCCUGCUGUGAUUCUCUACAAGAGAUUUGGAUUCCAAGUCGAUAACCUGAUAGAAGGUUACUAUUCCUCUGAUCGAAAUGCCUAUAGAAUGUUCUUGGAUUUUGAUGCUGACUAGGGGGAUAGAGGUCAAAACUUGAUCCAAAGUUUUGCGGUAAUUUAAUCUAUGGAAAGAUUUUGUUGCUGAACAAGAUGAUCCAAUGAAUCUGCUGUGAUAUUGAAUACCGUGAUACGAUGAGAAGAAUAUAAUCAAUGAUGUAAGGAAA